AUGACUUCCUCAGAAACCACCCCAAUGAUCACCAAUUCGACUACUGGCAUUACGACAACUACUGUAACAUCGUCGACAACUAUGACUCCCUCAACAACCACCCCGAUGACCACCACUUCAACUACUGGCACUAUGACAACUAAUGCAAUGUUGUCAAGAACUAUGACUUCAACAACCACUCCGACUUCCCCAAUAACCACCACUUCAUCUACUGGCACUAGCAGUAUGUCAACUUCCUCAACAUCUCCAUCGUCAACAACUAUGACUUCCUCAACAACCACCCCGACUACUGACACUAUGACAACUACCUCAACUACUAUGAGCACUGUACCUACUUUCACAACCACAGAGCCUAUGACAUCUACUGCACCAUGUCCGUGUACCUGUGGAGAUCAAACUUUAAAUCUUUGUGUCCGUCCAAUCAUCUGUACUCCAUGUUCAAUAAAAUUGUCGACAACUAUAACUUCCUCAGCAACCACCCCGAUGAUCACCACUUCAACUACUGGCACUAUGACAACUACUGCAACAUCACCAUUGUCGACAACGAUGACAUCCUCAACAGCCACCCCGAAGGCCACCACUUCAACCACUGGCAGUAUGUCAACUACCUCGACUGCAAUGAGCACUGUGCCCACUUCCACAACCACAGAUACCACAUCAUCUACUAGACCAUGUCCAUGUACCUGUGGCGAUGACGUUUUGAAUCGUUGUGUCCGCCCAAUCUUCUGCACUCCGUGUUCAAUAACAUCGUCGACAACUAUGACUCCCUCAACAACCACCCCGAUGACCACCACUUCAACUACUGGCACUAUGACAACUAAUGCAACGCUGUCAAGAACUAUGACUUCAACAACCACUCCGACUUCCCCAAUAACCACCACUUCACCUACUGGCACUAGCAGUAUGUCAACUUCCUUCACAACAACAAGGAUAGCUGGGUUGACCAUGACUUCUACCACAUCAACAGUUGCACCUGGGCGUCCCAUUGUACCAUGGUAUGGAUACCUUCUCAUCGCUUUAGGGGCUUCACUUGUCCUGCCUUUCCUCCUGGGUACAUUCUUCAUGAUAUUUAAGUGUAUAAAAUGCCACGCUUCCGCCAACUUCUUAAAAGCAUGCAACCCCUAA
Messenger RNA from Bufo gargarizans (Asiatic toad), 1125 nucleotides. Its product is annotated as cell wall protein DAN4-like. Bases 1 to 1125 code for a protein of 374 amino acids. The record is from RefSeq and is a predicted model, not a curated record. The transcript has 13 exons. NCBI's taxonomy places the organism in Eukaryota, Metazoa, Chordata, Amphibia, Anura, Bufonidae.